UUAUAUACCCCUAGGCGGAUUAAGCUUUGCGCUUUUGAGCAUAUUCGAAUCUCAGGAGGGCACCAUCUCGCGUAGAGAUGGCUAUUGUGCUCACUGCUACCAAUGGGCGGUGCUGUACCGUCAUCGCGAGGUAAAUGUUUCCCCCGUCUGUGGAUGCCGGCAAAGCUACUAACGGUAUCGGCCCCUCCUCGACCACCGGUACAGAAACGCUCUUAACGGCCGACCCCGUUCAACAAUCGAAAGUCCACAACGUGCGGCGGCCCGAAGCUCCUGCGGUUCAAAAUAUUGGCUGUAGCUCGAUUUCAGGGGUGGGCUUUCCCCCCACGCGACUCCCAAGCCGAUUCGAAUGGUUCAACACCAACAGAUGUUUUGAACGCCAUUUCGCCUCAUGCUAUAGCGUGGGAAUUUCCGAGGGUUUGCAAAUCCUACGCCGCGCUAAGUACCUUUUUCUCCUUAUCAGAGAGCAGAGGGGACACACCCUAGGUCCUUUCCUGAAUCAAAACCGUACAAUUAUCCCAGCCAGCUCCCAAUGCACCAUGAGACGCAAUGCGAGCAAAAUACGUUCGGGCCUUCAUCUCGUCCAUGGCGUCGAUGGAAACCCCCACUGAGACGAAUUGCUCAGGCGUGCUGUCGUCGCCGCCCUUCCCCCAGUCUUCGGCGCGUCUUCACUGUGGUGCUUGC
Molecule: messenger RNA, 681 nt
Organism: Trematosphaeria pertusa
Lineage: Eukaryota; Fungi; Ascomycota; Dothideomycetes; Pleosporales; Trematosphaeriaceae
Exons: 1
Coding region: 135-608 (157 amino acids)
Source: RefSeq, a predicted model, not a curated record